AUAACUUUCCCCACACAGAGCUCGAUGGAGGAGAAAGUGGGAGUGUUAUCUCAACGGCCAGUCCGGCGCCCGUCAGCAGUGGUCAUCUCUCAGCGUAACUGGUUCCUCAUCCGGGCUCUGGCCAUUGCCACGUCAUGUCUGUGCGUUUUGCUGAUCAUCGCACUGAUCGUCGUGGUCAUCAUAAAGACCACGCCCCCUUACUGCUCCUCGUCCGAACUGGUCGGGAAGGGGCCCAAUCUGGAGAACCCUGGCCUCUUUAACGAUUUGACCCCGAAUGAGAUGGAAGCGGUCCGUGACUACAUGCUAGGUCAAGACCGACUCGGUCUCACGCCGUACGAGGAUGCGACUGUCAACUCUAGCUACAUCUACAUGAUCACGCUACAAAGCCACCUGAAAGACACCAUGCUCAAAUUCCAGACGGGGAAUCAUCGGCGACCGCGGCGAGCAGCGAAAGUUGUAGUGUACAGAGGUGACCAGAGGCCCGCGCGGGUGGAGGAGUAUCUAGUAGGUCCCUUACCCCAGCCCAGCUACGCGCGUGCUUUGUGGAGUCCGGCGUAUAGGCGGGUCCCCAUCCCCUACACCAGUCGGCCGGUGGACACCAUAGAGAGGAAACAACUCAAGGAGUUUCUCAACGUCAUCACGGAGGAAUUGCAGUCCUUGUUUCGGGAGAGUUAUGGCUUGUCAUAUCACAACUGCUCGCGCGGUGAAGGGUGCCUCAUCUUCCGGGACUUUGCGCCGCGCGGAACGGAGAGUGGACAGCGCAUGUCCUGGUUCUGGGCCUACAGGGAUAAAGACGGGUCUUAUCUGCACCCGCUAGGCUUUGCCGUGCAGAUAGACCACAAGGAUCCUGAUCCUAGCAUGUGGGUGGUUACACGGGUCAUGUAUAACGGUCAGCUGUUCUACGAGAUAGAGGACCUGGCUCAGCGUUACGCCCAGGGAAGUCUCCGAAAGAUCGUGGGGAUGAUGGAUCCGGUGGACGCUCAGUUCUCGAGCUACAAGCGCCGGGGACACGCUUCGUUCGACACGCCUCUCCGCGGACCCCGACUCGUGGAGCCAGAUGGACACCGGUACUCCAUAGACGACCAGUUCGUCAAGUAUUUCGGCUGGAGCUUCAACUUUCAUAUGAGAACUACCACAGGUCUGCAGAUCCUGGACGUAUACUUUCAAGGAGAGAAGAUCGCUUACGAGCUUUCGCUCCAGGAUAUCACAGCCUUCUACACCGGCUACACCCCCGAGACCAGCUGGCUGGCCCUGUAUGGCGUCUCCUGGCUACUCGGUGCCUCCUCGUACGAGCUGGUACCCGGAGUAGACUGCCCAGCUACAGCCUCCUUCAGAGACGCUUACCAUUACGUAAACACGGGUAAGCCGCUGAGGUACAAGAACUCUGUAUGUGUCUUCGAACAUUCCUCGUCCCUCCCUCUCCGCAGACACUUCUCUCGCGAUACUGAUGGGAAGUUUAAUUCUUACGGUGGGCUGGUGUCCAGCAGUCUCGUGGUGAGAACGAUCAUCAGCCUGUGGAGCUCCGACUACAUCCUCGACUAUAUCUUCCAUCUAGACGGAGCCAUCGAGCUGAAGAUCUCCCUCACAGGCUACGUUCAUGCGUCUUACGACCUGACAGGACAGAGACCUUACGGUAACCGUCUCCAUGACAACGUACGUGGGAACUUACACCAACACCUGUUUCACUGGAAGGUCGACCUGGACAUCGAGCAGACGAGUAACAGGUACCAGACGCUUGACUUGUCCACAGAGUCCGGCUCCAGUUUCUGGUACGAGGGCGAGGUCAACAAAACACAACUCAAGUUUGAGCCGGUGCUGAAAGAGGACGAGAGAGACGCCAGUGCCCCCUACGACUUCGACCAGCCUCGCAAACACAUCAUCUAUAAUCGCAAGGCGGAUAACCGGUUUGAAGCUCACAGGGCUUACGAGAUCAUCAACGAGGCUAAGAGCAAAUUCCUGUUGGAAAAUUCCGCCAUUACCAACGCUGCCAGCUGGGCGAGAUACCAGAUCGCUGUCACCAAAUACAAAGACAUAGAAGACGCCAGCUCGUCCAUCUACGCUCAGGGCGACCCCUACGACCCUGUGCUGGACUUUGCUCGCUUCCUGGAAGACAACGACACGAUCGUGGACACGGACCUCAUCUUUUGGCUCACCUCCGGCCUCUACCACAUCCCUCACGCCGAGGACGUGCCUAGCAGCUCCAGCACGGCCACACAGUGCCGCGUCAUCCUCCGGCCCUACAACUUCUUCAACCACUGCCCCAGCCUGGCCGUCAGUGACGCGCUACUGGUCAAACGACAAGCCGACGGCCGCCUGGACUUUGACACAUUCGGCAUUAGCUCGGAGGAGCCACGCUGUUACCAGAGAGAAAAGGAGAUGACUGGUUUUUCAGGAACAGUAGACACUUUAUCAUGAUAUUAUUUUGUUUAAUUCUAAAUAUAUAUAAUAGAGAGAGAAAAAAUGACGAUUUUUCAAGAACAGGAGACUCCUUCUGUUGUCAUUUUAUAUAAUUCUAAAUCUUGAAGAACAUGGCGAUUUUUAGGAACAAGAGAUCAGAUACUUUAUGAUGCCAUUUUGAAUAAUUAUAAAAGAAUAGAAAGAAAUGACUUGAUUUUCAGGAACAAGAGCCACUUUAGGGAGCCAUUUUGAAUAAUUCUAAAUCAAGAAAGAAAUGGCUUGAUUUUCAAGAACAGUUGACAUUUUAUUCUGCGUUUUGUAUAAAAAAUUCUUAAACUAGAGAGAAGGAAGUACGUCAUACGUUUAUGUUUCCAUGAUAAACGGAAACUGCAGAGACGUUAUUAUGGUAUGUUCCUAAAACAAUGACAAAAAAACUUGAUUUGAAGGAACGCUUUAUGAUGUUAUGUUAAAUUCCUCUAGGAGGAAAGGAGUUGAUUUUCAGGAACAGUAGGUGCUUUACGAUGCUAUUUUAUAUUCCUUAAACUAUGUGCGUUUGAACAUUUUUAUAUAUGUGUGAGUAUGUGUGAAUGUGUGCGUGGUUGUGAGUGUGUCUGUGUGUAGGUGCGCGUGU
This is a messenger RNA of Aplysia californica (California sea hare), 3028 nucleotides long. Its product is annotated as amiloride-sensitive amine oxidase [copper-containing]. Lineage: Eukaryota; Metazoa; Mollusca; Gastropoda; Aplysiida; Aplysiidae. Gene Ontology annotation, molecular function: quinone binding; primary methylamine oxidase activity; copper ion binding. The record is from RefSeq and is a predicted model, not a curated record. The coding region runs from base 25 to 2415 and encodes 796 amino acids. Gene Ontology annotation, biological process: amine metabolic process. The transcript has 2 exons. Gene Ontology annotation, cellular component: plasma membrane.